Pochonia chlamydosporia 170 is the source of this 399-nucleotide messenger RNA. RefSeq lists its product as hypothetical. The transcript is spliced from 2 exons. Lineage: Eukaryota; Fungi; Ascomycota; Sordariomycetes; Hypocreales; Clavicipitaceae. The record is from RefSeq and is a predicted model, not a curated record. Bases 1 to 399 code for a protein of 132 amino acids.
AUGGCAGAAAUACUAGAGUCUCGAAUCGAAGCAUACAGACAGUCGUGGGCUACAGGUCAGCCAGACCGAGUAUUCAGCCACUGGGCAGAUGGUGGUUUUGAAUAUUCCGGCUAUCUAGCACAACAUAUUGGCUUGGACAAGGUGGCAGCCAAGGCGGUUGUCGGCUCCAUGCUUACGCUGUCUGCUGACAUCAAGGUCGUUACGUUGGGUCUAAGCGGGACAAUGGAAAAAGCAACAUGGGAAGCUGAGAUCAACUUUACCGUACCUGCUGGUUUUCCAAAUUCGCCGUACAAGAGGGGAGAUAAGGGCAAGGCGGUUGGGGUUAGUUUGAUUGAGUGGAACCAAGAGGGCAAGAUUGGCAAGCAAACUGACUACUUUUGCUGGCGAAAGGCAUUGUAG